AUAUAAAAAAAAUGCAUCUAUACCACUACCUAUUUUGCAGGCAGGUAAUUUUUCUGCAAGCUUUGUAAACAAGGGAGUUUCUUUGCAUAGCAUAGACACUUGUACCAAGAUUUAUGCCUGCAGUAUCUGGCUUGUGGAACAAGAAUCCAAAGGCUGAUUCAUAAUUUUUAUGUGAGAAUCUUGGCAUUGCUCUAAGGAAUAACAACCAAACCAUCCAGUCUGAUGUGUGAUUUAUUUCUUGUAAUUGGCUGGUCUACCAAGUCCUACCAGGUACAUUGAGAACUUUUGUAAAGGCAGCUAAGCUGGUUGCAAAGAGCUCUGUUAAACUGAACAUACAGAGAAAUUUGUAAAUGGAAAGAAUAAAUAGAAUAAUAAACAACAUCAAUAACAAAGCAAUUUGCUGCAAGAGAGGUAAUUGGAAGUGGAAAGAGCACAAUGUCUGCACAGUUCUUUCUAGAUAUAAGAACACUGAAAGAAGAAAAAUUUUACCAUUAGGUAUCUAAUUUCCAAGGUCUGAAAUGGGAUAAUCAAAAGCUAUGCAAAAGAUAACAAAAAAAAAAUGCUUUCCAUUAAAGAACAGGAAGAGAACUGCAGAUGACCCUUUUCUAUACUUUUCUUUUGGGCAUAGCAAUGAACUAUGAGCUCAGAAUUGGCAUACAGGUGAGAUACAGCAGGGAGUGUGUGUGUUGGCUGGCUGGCAUCCACUCAGAUUGAACAGCUGCACUUGAGCAUAGUUUGCUACCUCUAGUUUGUGAUAAUCUAAAUUCUCUUUCCCGUACUGGGGAGAAGGGAUAGGCAAAUUUCAUCUGCUGACUAUAACUGCAUAAUGCUUGAGGAGACAUUUUACUCAAAAUAUUAAAGAUGCUUUUCACUGUCACCUUUGGUGCAGGGACUAUUUGUACAUAAGAAUAUUUCAUACAACAGUUUCAAUGCAUAAACUUUAGCUGAACACUGAAAACACAAAAAUGGCACAGGAUAUAGCAAUAAAAUUAGUGUUUCGUAGUGGCGACUCUUUAUAAAAAAUAUUAUAGGUUAGAAAUGAGCAUUUGAAACUGUUAUACACUGCAAAAAAACUCAACCCACUAAUUUGUGGAAAAGUGGUGAUUUGGAGAUGCAGAGACUUUGUAUACUGAAUGGCAUUUGACUGGCUGGUUAGCAACUAACAUGGAGGGCAUUUGGCAGUGUAAAUGUGUGCUUUGCAUUCACCAGUCUACACACACAGAAGCAGGGAUGAUUUGUUAAAGACUUGCACUGAUUUUACCACCUUUUGGUUAAGACCCAGAAGGAACAUCAGUUACCUGACUGCUAGACCCACAGAGGAACUUUAGCCAUCAGAAUACUGAGUGCUGAGUUUAACAUCUCUUAGGCCCCAUGAAACCUUGGGGAAUUCACAUAUGUUUUGGGAAGCCCUAGCUCCUGGCAUGAUACACUGUGUGUUCUUUCCAUUUCUACACUGAAAUCUUGGUUCUAGUGAGCCAGACAGGACACAAGCGUUUAUUUGUUCUAUUAUUUUAAUGCAAAUUAUUUGAAUAUAUCUUCUGUUGACAUGAUGGGUUUGACUGCAUGUUCCCUGAGAUUUGUAACAGUUGGUUCUUAUUUCUGAAAAAAACCAAAACUGAAUAUAAUACAAAUGCUUACAACACUAAUAAACCUCCCACUUCAAUAAGAGUCUUCUGUUCUCACCCCUUUUGGAGCACUAUUGCAGCAUGAACUUAUUGGUAGUGUACUACCAACAGCAAAGAAAACAAAAAAAUAAAAAAAAGAAACAACUCUAUGGCUUUGGAAAGGAGUGUGCCUAGUACAUUUCUCCUUUAAUAUUAUCAAAAGGUCAUAAUGAAUUUCAGAUCAGAAUCACUGUUCAGUUAGAAAGACAGGAGAAGACCACUAGAUGGUGGUAAAAAACUAAGCCUUUGCUACGAGAUCUAUGGAAAGAGAAGUCCAGAGGGGCAAAGAAGGGGAGGAGGAGCCACAGUUUGAGUACUGAAGUCAUAAUUGCUUGGAGUCUAUAAAAAGGCAGUUGCACAGUAAGUAACUUAUACCCGAUCAGCUUUGACUCUAUGGAUUUGCUCAUUCCUUUCCCUCUAUUUUUUUUCAUCUAUUCCCACCAAGGAAUCCCCAGCUCCAGAUGUUGGGAGAGGAGGGGGGCUGAAACUUCAGCUCUCUGGAGGAAAGGUUGCAGGCGAUGAAGAGGAAGAGCAGCUGAAGGAGCAGCUCUGAUAAAUAGGAUCUUUUGUCUUUCAGAAAAUGCAUUUAUCACACUCCUUGGCAAGCCCCUCAGAAGGAACAGAAUGUGUUAGCUUCCAGACAUGAACACAUCCUCUCAAUUGUAUGUUUCUGAACUAAACUUGAGUGCCUUUGGUAGCAACUUUACUGGGCCUACUGUCAAGAGCAAGUCAUCGCCAUGUGAGCAAGUGGUCAUUGCAGCUGAGGUGUUCCUAACUCUGGGCAUUGUAAGCCUGCUUGAAAACAUCUUAGUUAUAUGUGCAAUAGUUAAGAACAAGAACUUGCAUUCACCAAUGUAUUUUUUUGUUUGCAGUUUAGCAGUGGCUGACAUGCUGGUUAGUGUGUCUAAUGCUUGGGAGACCAUAACGAUAUACUUAAUAAACAAUAGACACAUCAUUAUGGAAGAUACCUUUGUCCGUCAUAUAGACAAUGUCUUUGAUUCAAUGAUUUGCAUAUCUGUGGUGGCUUCCAUGUGCAGUUUGCUGGCUAUAGCAGUAGACAGAUACAUCACUAUCUUCUAUGCCCUGCGUUAUCAUAACAUCAUGACAGUGAAAAGAUCAGGGCUUAUUAUUGCAUGCAUCUGGACUUUUUGCACGGGUUGUGGCAUUAUCUUCAUUCUUUAUUAUGAAUCAACUUACGUGGUCAUUUGUCUCAUCACUAUGUUUUUUACCAUGUUGUUCCUCAUGGUCUCACUGUACAUCCAUAUGUUCCUCCUGGCUCGUACUCAUGUGAAGAAAAUUGCUGCUUUGCCUGGGUACAACUCUGUCCGUCAAAGAACCAGCAUGAAAGGAGCCAUCACUCUGACUAUGCUUCUUGGCAUCUUCAUUGUUUGCUGGGCUCCAUUCUUCCUUCAUCUCAUCCUGAUGAUCUCCUGCCCUCAAAACCUCUACUGUGUUUGCUUCAUGUCUCACUUCAACAUGUACCUCAUUCUCAUUAUGUGCAAUUCAGUGAUCGAUCCCUUGAUCUACGCCUUUCGUAGCCAGGAAAUGAGGAAGACCUUCAAAGAGAUAAUUUGUUGCUAUAACCUGAGAAUGGUCUGUGGUUUAUCAGAUAAGUAUUGAGAAAGCAAAACUAAACCAAGGAAGAGAAUAGAAAUGCAACAUCUUACCACAUCUUAUAACUCUGCUGAAAUGCCUAUGGAAUAUUUUCUCUGUUCAGCUGUGAUGAUUUCUGCAGCAAUCAGAACCUAUUUUUUAACAUGUGAUUUUACAUUUCUUUCCCUCCACACACCUCUGUCAUGCUGAUGGUAGGAACUACUCAGUGUGUCUGUAUAAUGGGGAAAAGAAUAUUUUGAACCUCAUUUACUCUACCAAAGGCUGGAUUUUGUUAGGGGAUUAUACAGGGAAAGCCAUACUUUUCUUUCUGCUAAAUGCAAUGAGUGAGACCUGCCAUGUGACUGAACCCAUCAUCCUUUCAAUACAUGUUUCUUUUGAUAUUAUUUUUCUCUCUAGGAAAAAAAAAUUGUCUUCUAGGUAAAAAUAAGCCUGGCUUAUUUUGAUGCCCAGAAUUACCAGGUGGUGUUUUUUCUUUUUUUUUUUUUUUUGCUAUUUCUUUCUGAAGACAUAAAAUCAGAGAAGCAACUCCAAUUAUGAAGCUUCACAUACCUUGGUCAACAGUUAUGACCAAUAUACAUGCACAUAUCAGCAGUCUUGUAUUCCAGUCAUGACUGUUACUGUCAUAAAAUGUGUAUUAUGUAAGAGGCCUGUGUUACCAUGAGAUUUCCAGGCUGGAUACAGUACUUUGUCAUAUAUGACUAUCUGUGUUUUAAUCACACUGAUGUGUGAUGUAUCACAGGUGGAUUUUAAGGCUGAAUAUGAAGACUGAGCUGAUUUGUCUGUUUUCUUUAUUCACCAGGGCUAGGAAAGUAAAGGGUACAUGACUCCAGAUAGUCAUGUAAUGUUUUGUGAAAAUCAGAAGACUUGGGUGAGUGCCUGCCUUUGAACAGACAUUAGAAAAACCUUUUGGCUGCAAGGAGCCUCUGUUACUGGAGGAAGUUGUUCUGUAGAUUGUAUAUUUCAAGCUGGGAGAGAAAAAACAAGUUUGAUAAUCAAAAACCACAGCAGGCAAUGGCAAAAGAGGGAUUUCAAAACCUCAGGCACAUGUAGCUAUGACAAAGAGUCCUGACUUUUGCUCCCCAAAACAAGCAGAUUUUGUCUUUCUUCAGAGGACUCUAGGUUGAUACUCAUGCCUUUUGUAUGAGUAAUUUUCAUCUAGUCAUGCUUUCAUAAACGUGCUGUUCUGCAACAGCUGUGUAAUGUACAAAAUGUUGGAUUUAUCACAGAUGAAGGAACUGGAAGUAUGGCAUUGAUUUCUUCAUGAGCAUGGAUGGUGCAUAUCUUGCACUGUGAUUUAAGCUAUGAAAAUAUUUCAAGUGGUGGCAACCCACUGACUAGAUGUCAGAAAAGAUCUUGGAAAAAUGAGCUAUUCCUUCUGAAAUCUGAAAGAAUAAUGCUUGUUAUACUUGGUUUACAGAUGCAGUAAAACUCUUGUUCUCAAUAGAAGGAAUAUGAUUUAUUCCAUGGGUGUUAGGUUAUACCUUCAAGGUGAAAGUCCUAAUUCAGUUUUAGGAAAUUUUUUUACGAUAAGGGUGGUCAAACAUAGGAACAGGUGCCCAGUUGUUGUGGAGACUCCAUCCUAAAAGGUAUUCAGAACUUGACUGGACACAGCCCUGAACAAUCUGGUCGAAGUUGAAAGGUGACUGAGUUUGAAAUUGGCCCUGCUUUGAAUGAUUAGGAAUAGAUUACCUCCAUAGGUCCCUUCCAAACCAAGUUAUUUGGUGUUUCUAUGAAACAGUUUGCAUAUUAUGAUAAAAUGAUAAUUUCUCCCUUCUAAUUUUAUCUCUCAUGUAAGAAAAAUUGUAAGAUAUUCUCCUCCAAACAUUUAAAAAGAUAUUACACCUGUGUUUUCAUUUGCUUUGGAGGUCUCUAACAGGAGAAGUAAGGUGUACCUUUAGCACUAGAGUUAUACAUUUUGUCUGCUGCACCUCCAGCUCACACUUAUCUCACUCUAAUGUGGGAAUGUUAUUCUCAGUGAAGAUAUCUUAUUAUGCUGACUGAUAUAAUGAUUAUAUCAAUGCACUAGGUUCUGGAAUCUUCCUUCAGCUAUAUCUGAAAAUGGGAUUUCAGAGAUACGUUUGUGGUCAGUAGUGAGAAUCUUGCCUUGUUUCAGUCCAUCUCUUAACCCUAUCCGUAAAUACAACCUAAAUGUGGGCUCUUGCAACUAGGAAUGUAAAUGGCAAAAGGAGACAGUUCUAUUGCAUAGUGAAAGGCACCUGCUGAUGUAAAUAAAUCAUUAAAUCCUCACCAGGUAUUGCAAAUAAGACAGUCUUGUACAUAAUUGCAAAAUGACAAAGAGGAAGCCAAAAGCGUAACAGCUUUGAGUGUUUUCUUGAAUUGUGUAUUAAUUUGUUUUGUUUUGUUUUGUUUGAAGUUUGUUUGAUGUAUAAACACAGACAUAUGAAGAAACUAUUAAACUGGAUUGCUGGAAA
Molecule: messenger RNA, 5710 nt
Organism: Neopelma chrysocephalum (saffron-crested tyrant-manakin)
Lineage: Eukaryota; Metazoa; Chordata; Aves; Passeriformes; Pipridae
Gene: MC5R
Product: melanocortin 5 receptor
Exons: 2
Coding region: 2307-3284 (325 amino acids)
Biological process (GO): G protein-coupled receptor signaling pathway
Cellular component (GO): membrane
Molecular function (GO): melanocortin receptor activity
Source: RefSeq, a predicted model, not a curated record